Molecule: messenger RNA, 832 nt
Organism: Odontomachus brunneus
Lineage: Eukaryota; Metazoa; Arthropoda; Insecta; Hymenoptera; Formicidae
Gene: elm
Product: calcineurin B homologous protein 1
Exons: 4
Coding region: 1-570 (189 amino acids)
Molecular function (GO): calcium ion binding
Source: RefSeq, a predicted model, not a curated record
AUGGGUAACAGAUCAAGUCUUCUUUUGCGUGAAGAAGAGAUAGCGCAGAUUCAAGACGCUACCGGUUUUACGCCGAAUCAGAUAGAACGGCUAUAUAGUCGCUUCACAAGUCUGGACCGAGGAGACUGUGGGACACUCAGUCGAGAGGAUUUUCUCAGAAUCCCGGAAUUGGCGAUAAAUCCACUUGGUGAAAGAAUAGUGAAUGCUUUCUUUGACGAAAGUGGAAACGAUCGAGUAAAUUUCUUGCAGUUUAUGCAAGUCUUGGCUCAUUUCAGACCCAUAAAAAAGAACAGUCCCAAUCGAUUGAACUCUAGGCAGCAGAAAUUGAAGUUUGCAUUUAAAAUGUAUGACUUGGACAAUGAUGAUCUAAUAUCAAAAGAUGAAUUGCUUGCUAUUUUACACAUGAUGGUUGGUGCUAAUAUCAGUGAAGAACAAUUAACUAGCAUAGCAGAACGAACCAUACUUGAGGCUGAUGAAAAUGGGGAUGGUAUGAUAUCAUUUGAGGAAUUUUGUAAAGUUCUAGAACGCACUGAUGUAGAACAGAAGAUGUCCAUAAGGUUUCUUAGUUAAACCAUUUGUAUAAUUAUUGCUUUGUGUAGAAUAACAAACUUUAAGUAAGCAUAGCAAUUGUUCUGUAAAUUUUAUCAACAGAAUUUUGCAACAUACAUUUAUGAUUUGUAAAUAAUUCCUAUAAGCUAAAGGGUUUUUGUGAAUAAGAUUAUAAAUAAAAAGAUGUGUAAUAUAUAAUAUUCAUAAUUAGAAUGUACAAAUAAUAUAAUUUAUAUAUAAGAUAUUGGUAAAUUUAAAUAUACAUUAUAUAGAUUUUCUUUAA